Prosopis cineraria is the source of this 1851-nucleotide messenger RNA. Its product is annotated as aspartyl protease family protein 2-like. Gene Ontology annotation, biological process: proteolysis. Lineage: Eukaryota; Viridiplantae; Streptophyta; Magnoliopsida; Fabales; Fabaceae. Gene Ontology annotation, molecular function: aspartic-type endopeptidase activity. The record is from RefSeq and is a predicted model, not a curated record.
CCACUAUUUAUUCUCCGCCAUCUCCAUGUUCUCUUGCUCACUCUCCCCCCCACCCCAACCAUGGAAGCCAGAGAAGGAAAUUCCGUUCUCUUCUUUUCCCUCGUCCCCCUGCUUCUCUCUCUCUCCGCCGCUUCCUCCGUUGACCCUCCUCCAUUUCAGACCCAAAUUCUAGUCCCCCACUCCCUCUCCCCCCCACUCACACCCUCAUGGUCCGAAUCCAAUGCUGUAAAGACCUCCGAAUCCGAUCCACAAACUGAACCUGUGAUUUCUCUUGAACUGCAUCACGUGGACGCUAUGUCUUUCAACAAAACCCCAGAGCAGCUCUUCAACCUCAGGCUGCAAAGAGAUGCUGCUAGGGUCAAAUCCUUCGUAUCCAUGGCAUCCAAGGUUGCUUCUGUGAACCAGAGCCUUAUUGGCCAGCCGGGCUUCAGCAGCUCUGUUAUAUCUGGGUUGGCUCAGGGUAGUGGAGAGUACUUUACUCGCUUGGGCGUCGGCACUCCUCCGAGGAACGUUUUCAUGGUGCUGGAUACCGGAAGCGACGUCGUUUGGCUGCAGUGUUCUCCGUGCCGGAAAUGCUACUCCCAGACCGACCCGGUGUUUGACCCUUCUAAAUCUCGGUCGUUCGCCGGAAUCUCUUGUGGCUCCCCUCUCUGCCGGCGAUUGGAUUCUCCCAGAUGCAAUAAUAAAAAGAACUGUCUUUAUCAGGUUUCCUACGGUGACGGUUCUUUCACUCUGGGGGAGUUUUCCACUGAAACGCUGACGUUUCGGCGCACCCAAGUCCCCGGCGUCGCCCUCGGAUGUGGCCACGACAAUGAGGGGCUCUUCGUCGGCGCGGCGGGUCUGUUAGGUCUCGGCCGUGGGAAGUUGUCGUUUCCUGAACAAACGGGACGCCGUUUCGGCCUGAAGUUCUCGUAUUGCUUAGUGGACCGUUCUUCUUCGGCUAAACCGUCUUCGGUUAUAUUCGGCGACUUGGCCGUUCCGCGAACCGCCCGGUUCACUCCUCUCCUCAGCAACCCUAAGCUCGACACAUUCUACUAUGUGGAACUCCUCGGGAUCAGUGUGGGGGGAGCACGCGUUCGCGGUAUCUCACCGUCGCUUUUCCGACUAGAUCCCGCUGGGAAUGGUGGCGUUAUCAUCGAUUCCGGCACGUCAGUGACCCGGCUCACCCGACCGGCCUACAUCGCCUUGAGGAACGCUUUCAGGGUGGGAGCCUCGCAUCUGAAGAGGGCACCGGAGUUCUCACUCUUCGACACCUGUUUUGAUCUGUCGGGGCAGAAGGAGGUGAAGGUGCCCACGGUAGUGCUGCAUUUCCGAGGCUCGGACAUGUCACUUCCGGCGACGAACUACUUGAUUCCGGUCGACACCAGCGGAAGCUUCUGUUUCGCCUUCGCGGGAACGAUGGGUGGGUUGUCGAUAAUCGGGAACAUCCAGCAACAAGGUUUCCGGGUCGUGUACGAUCUGGCGGGUUCUAGGGUCGGGUUUGCGCCUCGUGGGUGCGCGUAAGCCGGACCUUGACAUGGACGAUGGGGACAAAUCGACCCCUUAGUUUUAUUCCUUUUCCUUUAAAUCGUUGGGGUCUUUUUUUAAAAAAAAUUAAACAAAAAAAAAGGAAAAAAAAAGAUUGGACGCGCGGAGAUAACAUCUUCCUCGGAUUUGGUUGAAGACAGAGGACUAGAGAACAAGCUGGAUGUUUCUGCAAUUUACGUGCAUUGUGUUUGCUGUUGUAUUAUUAUUAGUAUUGUCCAAUUAAUUGAGAGUAACUAAACCCGUUACUCUAUUUCGCAUGGUUGUAUAUUAUUAAUUGCUCAUUUGAUGCUUCAUUUUCAUCAAAUGCUACAUUUGAUUGUGUUA